CGGGUUUUAUGUAACUGGCGAACUUUAUUCGACAACGAGUAAAGGUUUAAUCCGUGGCAAUUUCUAGAGAAUUGGACGUUGGAACGUUUAUCGGCAGUUGUAACGAGGAAAGGACGAAAAAGGAAAUUACGCAACGUGGGCAUUCCGGGAGAUUGCGCGUUUUCGUGGAAACGUAAGAAACUCCUCGUAUCGCGGAUGCGAUUGGCUGGCGAAAUCGUCUCCCAGAGGAUUAUUUAGGAGAAACCAGCGGCCGCGGAGUGACAUUAAUUAAGACACGGGACAUCGCCGCUUCUGGCAAAAGACAAAAUGGAAGGAAAAGCCGAAGUUUUUGAAAAAUUAUGCCCGAAAUCGUUAAUUUCCUACGCGGAUUCGUCUCUAGAUUUACAUCUUCCGUCCAUGAAAUGGUCGGACGAGGAUAUUAUUUUGGAUAUCGGAUGCGGUCCCGGAAGAACCACCAAGAACGUUCUCUUGCCGAAAUGCCGGAAAUUAAAGAAAAUCGUUGCCAUCGACGUAAUACCAAAUUACAUCGAGUACGCCAGCCAGACGUAUUUUCACGAGAAAAUAGAAUAUAAGACUCGAGAUAUCCUUCAAAGUCCCGAUUUACAAGAAAUUGGAAAUUACGAUAAAGUUAUAUCCAUUUACGUCUUCCAUUUCAUAAACGAUUACCAGAAAUUGUUUUCCGUCAUUUCUUCGAUUUUGAAGCCCGGAGGAUAUUUCUUCUUCAUUUUUCUUACGAAAUUCCCUUUAUUCUCGAUUAUGCGGGAUCUGAGUUCCAACGAGCAAUGGACCGAGUACGUAAAGCCCGAAGAUAUACUCGCGACGACCGCAUCGGCCGACGACUGGAACCACGUAGAAUCGCAAUUCGAAGAUUACGUGUCCCGGUUCGAUUUGACAGUGACAAAAAGUAAACUCGAAGUAUUGGAUGUGCCAUUUUCCCAUAAAAAACAUUUCUUGGAUAUAUUUUCUGCAGCAUUACCUAAAGCCAUCUUCGAAAAGGUGGAACCGGGUGUUAAACGUCGUCUUUCGGAAGAAGCCGAAUCGAUAAUCCUCAAAUACGCCACCGAAAACAAACGCGGCGAAAUUUCGGCCCCGUUCGAAAUUUUUCAGGUUUCGGGAACGAAGAAAAUACAAUAAAACUCGCGAUUAAGUCUACAAUAUACACAGAUUUGUACUUUAUAAGACCGCGUACGCGCGGUGUAUUUUAUACUUCGGUUUUUAUAGUUU
This is a messenger RNA of Centruroides sculpturatus (bark scorpion), 1224 nucleotides long. RefSeq names its product hybrid PKS-NRPS synthetase prlS-like. The transcript has 6 exons. Gene Ontology annotation, molecular function: S-adenosylmethionine-dependent methyltransferase activity. Bases 307 to 1134 code for a protein of 275 amino acids. NCBI's taxonomy places the organism in Eukaryota, Metazoa, Arthropoda, Arachnida, Scorpiones, Buthidae. The record is from RefSeq and is a predicted model, not a curated record.